Molecule: messenger RNA, 2419 nt
Organism: Physcomitrium patens
Lineage: Eukaryota; Viridiplantae; Streptophyta; Bryopsida; Funariales; Funariaceae
Source: RefSeq, a predicted model, not a curated record
AUCACUCCCACCAACGAAUGCUUGCAAAGCUCCUCUCUGUGGGAUCUCUCUCCGUCUUCCUCUCUCUGUGUGUGUAUGUGCGUGCGAGUCUCUCUCUCGCCCCCUCCCCUCUUCUCAUUCAACACCCUCUCUCUCACCUUCUCACCUUUUCUUCAAAUUCCGCCGUUCUGUGCUUCUUCGUCCUGCCGUAUCCUCUCUCUCCUUCCUGCCAACGCAUGCUCUUCCUCUCUCUCUGCGGUGCGGGCAUCCACCUUCACUUCUGCUCGCAACUCCGACGAAUCAUAUCUAACCCUCUCGUCUCCCAUUGUCAUUGAUGAAGCUUUUUAUCGAAGUUGAGAUUAGUCCCGAUGAGAUCCCCCUAGCAGCGGAGCUCUUUCGCACCUUACGGGCAUUGACGGAUCAUGUAAAAACACGGGACCUAUGUAGGCUUUUUCAAGCUCUCAUUUCGAAGCUGGAGGAUGGCAAUCAGCUCGAUCGAGUGUCGAACGAAGUUGCAACUCUUCUUACAGAUACAAUGUCAUUUGAAACGACUUUGGAAGAGUUUCAAGCAGCUUUUGUGGCGGUAGUCUUCAGCCAUGAUUUGGUCUUGCGACAACAAAGUGUGGUGCCAUUUAUGUUCCUCUUGCCCAGGGAUGUGUUUCUCGUCAACGAUUUCAGUGUAGCUAAUUGUAUCGUUACAUGUGGUAACUUCGUCCUAUUUUACAGACUACCAGAUCUGGCAAAAUCUCGAAUGCGAGAUUUUCUUAUUCCUAAGGUGUUGAAGCAUUUGACACUCAAAAGGCCAGUGGAGGCCAGUCGCAUGGAAUUUUUCGCUCAUGCGGAAGCUUUUGCAGCUCUUGUCAAUUUGGAAUUUGUUUCAAUAAACGGGGCUUUAACCACAAUUAUCACUUUGCUAAGAAAACCAGAGACGCGGUGUGCUGCAGUUACUAUGCUUGGGAAGACCGUAGAAUUGUGUUUGCAGCAGUUGACGGAAAAUUGCGACCCCAGUACACUUCAAGAUCUAAAUACUGCUUUACAAAAUGUAACGGAAGACGCAUUUCAGUAUGACAUCAACUAUAUAGAAGAAAGUAUGGGAUGGAGUCGUCCUUUACAUGGGAUAGGAGGUUCACACGAUGUAUCAAGCUCUGCCUCUCUGUCAACACAAGGAGAUUUAAACAAGGGAAUGGCGAUGGAUUCCUCAUCUGCAUCUUUUGGUCUACAUGCGGUGGAGUCGUAUUCUGGCCAUCGAAAUACCAUCUUUGCCAUGUCCUAUGAUGAUAAACGCAAUCAGCUGAUUAGUGGUGGGAAGGAUGGUACACUGAUUGUGUGGACAUCGGAUGGACAGGUUGCUGAAAAAGUAGAUAUGGCUCGUCACUAUGCUUGUUCAAUGGAUAUUCACUCUUCUUAUCAGACAUUACUAGUCUGUGGGGUAGCCAAGGAGGAAAAUUCUGGAUCAGGUAGUAAUCGGAUGUUACCGCCACCCUGCAUCCAUCGGUAUGCCGCAGUAGGUCGCUGUUGGAAGGAGCAGGGGGUGCUCUCGAAAGAUUCUUCUAAGUUGGUCUCCUGUAUCAAGGCUUUGGGAGGCGUAGAACAUGCUUUUGUCACAGGCGAGACUUUUCACACAUCAUCACAUGAAGGGGGUGGACCUCGGCUCGAUGAGCGUGUAUGUUAUUAUGACAUCAACACCACUUCUUCAUUUGGUAACUUACAACCGGUUCGACAGUACACGGAACAUGAGGAUUUGAUUACUUGCGUGUCGCUGUUUCCACCAAAUCAUAAUCUGUUUAUGUCGGGUUCGCGAGAUUCCUCUGUCCGUGUCUGGGAUCGACGUGUAGAACGUUGUGUUGGAAUGUUUGGAAGUAUGCAAAAGAAUGGACGUGUGCAGGCUCACGAUUCAAUGAUAACAUGUCUAGACGCAAUUGAUACCAACCUUAUUCUCUCUGCUGGAAUGGACACACGAGUGUUGCGCUGGGAUUUCAGAUUACUGGCUAACUCGGGAGGAUGUGCACCCGUUUCUUCACUUCAGCUUGAUGAUAGUGCAGUUUUGAAGGUUUCUUUGGGAGGUGGUGCAAGUUCCGCUGCCGUUAGUACCUUACGAGGACUCUACUUCGUGGACUUUUCAAGUGCCAGGCCAGUUGCACGGUCUGCGGAGCCAUUCAAAGAUGGUCGACGGAUUGGAAGAUAUCACGACUUGAAGUGGGCUAAUGGCAGAAGUCUCUUGUAUGCUGCAGGUGAUGACAUGCGUAUUGAUGUUUACUCUCUGCGUUGAAGCAAGAUGAGCAUUGAUCUUUUAGACUUAAUGAAAAUCCUAUUUACUGCCUUAAGCUUACAAUUGGAGCUCAGCCUGUCUUUUUCUGUAAUUUAUCUGGAGUUAUCAUUUGUUUGUGAUUCGUGUAUUUGACUAGCAAUAAGAUUUUGCAUGAGACGACUUGCAAACCCA